This is a messenger RNA of Candida albicans SC5314, 327 nucleotides long. It is a transcript of the gene PGA48, whose product is annotated as Pga48p. The record is from RefSeq and is a predicted model, not a curated record. Bases 1 to 327 code for a protein of 108 amino acids. The transcript has a single exon. NCBI's taxonomy places the organism in Eukaryota, Fungi, Ascomycota, Pichiomycetes, Serinales, Debaryomycetaceae.
AUGUUUAAAUUCGUUAUCUACUUGUUCACCUUUAUUGCUUUUGCUAACGCCAACUACACCACAUGGUCUUUAGUCACAGACUAUACCACCUACUGUCCACAGUCUACUGAAAUCACUGUCAACAACUCAAUAAUCACCAUAACCGGCCCAACAACCUUGACAAUAACCGGCGAGUGUACUCUCGAUUAUGUUGCUACAGUAGAGGCAGCACCUUCGUCUAUUCCCUCAAAUGUCACAGUCAUAGAGUCUAAUGGUGCCAGCAAAUUAAACCUAAGGAGUUUAGCCGGUGCUGGCCUUGUCGCUGCUAUCUUUAUUGCUUUUAUUUAG